Molecule: messenger RNA, 189 nt
Organism: Lathyrus sativus (Indian pea)
Lineage: Eukaryota; Viridiplantae; Streptophyta; Magnoliopsida; Fabales; Fabaceae
Source: the annotation of a GenBank genome assembly
AUGUCAAGACCCUCAAUACUCAUCAAGGACUUGGAGAAAGGGAAACAGGUUUGGAAAAUGCUCAUUAGAGUUGUUGAUCUUUGGAUUGUGAAGGAGAAAAGUGGACUGCAACAUUUCGAAUUGGUGAUUCAAGACUCACAGGGUGAUCAAAUCCAUGUCACAACUAGGAACUGUGAGUUUAAAGACUAG